This is a messenger RNA of Phymastichus coffea, 1974 nucleotides long. RefSeq lists its product as uncharacterized. NCBI's taxonomy places the organism in Eukaryota, Metazoa, Arthropoda, Insecta, Hymenoptera, Eulophidae. The record is from RefSeq and is a predicted model, not a curated record.
CAUUAUUAAAGAAUACUUUCGGUCAGAAUCAAUUGGAAUUUAUUUCUUUAUAAAAACUGCCUUGACACAAUGAAGGUUCAAUGCACACUGUAGUGGGCAUGCACGCGUCCUGAAACAAAGAAAAUAAAAUCACCAAUCUCGGCUUUUCAUUGGAUCAUAACCCAUUAACGUGCAACAUAGGCGGUACAACUGAGCAUUGCAUACGCUAUAUAUUUUUACUCAUUAUUUUUCAUAAAAAAGUUAUAUACAAUUAUUUUUUAUUCUAAACUUUGUGUUUAUUCGCUGAAUUUAUAAUAAAUAUUUUUAUUUUUACAGAUUUUAAUUAUGAGACUAGAUGAACGAAAAGUUAUGAGAAUUUGGACAUUAAUGCAGGUUAUACUUGUUUCGCUUAAAACGUUAAAAGUUAUAAAAAAAAAGAAGAAGGCCUUGCGGAGAUGGUGGGUGAAGCCACAUAUCGUACCGAGAAUAAGGAAUACUAUAGGAGCAUUUGCUACAGUAUGCCAAUAUUUUCAUAUCAAUGAUCACGAAGAGUUUACAAAUCAAUUUAAGAUGACACCAGGCAAUUUUCAAGAGUUGUAUACGUUAAUUGCUGAUCAGUUGCAGAAGCAGUAUCAUAAUAGAGAGCCAAUUUCUGCAUAUAUUCGACUGGCUAUAACAAUACAUUAUUUCGUUCAAGGAGGAAAUGCUUUAACUUAUUGCGCGCACUACCGAAUUGGAAAAGCUACAUUUUUUAAAAUCAUACACGAAACGUGCUACGUUAUUACUUCAGUUCUGCUGCCAAUUUACGUGAAAUUUCCCAACGAACGGGAUUGGUUACGUAUUGCCCAGGAAUUUGAAGACAGAUGGAAUUUUCCGAAUUGUGUUGGAGCUCUAGACGGGAAGCACAUGCGAAUAAAAAGACCAGCUCAUGCUGGAAGUGUUUUGUAUAACUACAAAAAAUUUCAUAGUUUAGUUUUGAUGGCAAUCAGCGAUGCACAAAGUAGAUUUGUUUGGUUCACCCUUGGUGAUGGUGGUUCGUUCAGCGACUCCAGUGUCUUUCAAAAUACUAAUUUUUAUAACAAAAUUUUGAACAAUGAAUUGAACUUACCUGCUCCAACAAAGUUGCCUAACAGUGACAGUUCAUCACCUUUCGUAAUAGUCGCUGACGAGAUUUUUGGUUUGGGAUUUAACUUGAUGAAGCCGUACAAUAGAAGAUUGCUGCAGUCAAAUCAAGAAAGAAUUUUUAAUUAUAGAUUGAGCCGAGAGUUCACUAUAGAACGUGCAUUUGGAAUACUUUGUGCAAAAUUUCAGUUAUUGAAUAGUGCUUUAGCUCAUAAUUUAGAUAAGAAUAAAUUAAUUAUAAGCGCUUGUUUAGUGUUACAUAAUUUUUUAAUUACGAAAAAUGUAAUCAACGUUGAUGACGAUUUUAGACACUUAGAUAGGCAAAUUAAUCAGAAUGUUAUGCGAAACCCUAUUUUUAUUCGGCAAAACUUGGCAGAAUAUUUCAGCAAUGAGGGAGCUGUUUCCUGGCAAAAUAAUUAUAUUUAAAGAUAAAUAAUCUAUAUUAACAAAAUAGAAAUAAGAAGGCAGUUUUUAUAAAGAAAUAAAUUCCGAUUGAUUCUGAUCGAUUGACUCCUCCAUAUUGUGUAGAAACUUGAAAAAAACAAAAAAACAAAUGGUAUAUUAGUUUUAAGUAUUUAGUAACAAAUACAUUAGUUUUAAUUUUAGAUAUUUAUGAAAAUGAAUGCGUAGCAAAGCAGUUCCGAUAACCUCAAAUUGACAAUAGUUCUUCGAUUCAAUUUGCCAUAAAUAAAAAAUGAGUGGAAACACUGAAAAAGAUAUACUACUUGAUGAAGUUAUCAUACAAAUCGUGAAACCAAAUAAUUUUAUUUACGAUAAGUCGAAUGAUAAAUACUAUACUGAAUUUAGAUCGCAACGAACACAAGUUUUCGAAACUAUUUCCCAAGCGAUUUAUCAACUAUACGAAGUGCACAU